Megalobrama amblycephala (Wuchang bream) is the source of this 840-nucleotide messenger RNA. Its product is annotated as junctional adhesion molecule-like. NCBI's taxonomy places the organism in Eukaryota, Metazoa, Chordata, Actinopteri, Cypriniformes, Xenocyprididae. The coding region runs from base 1 to 840 and encodes 279 amino acids. The record is from RefSeq and is a predicted model, not a curated record. Gene Ontology annotation, biological process: positive regulation of T cell proliferation; cell surface receptor signaling pathway; immune response. Gene Ontology annotation, cellular component: external side of plasma membrane. The transcript is spliced from 4 exons.
AUGACGACUUCACCUCACAGCUUUCAGGUGAAAGGUCCCUCCGGUCCUCUGCUUGUUCCUCUGGGAGAUUCAGUGGUUCUGCCCUGUUCUGUUGACUCAUUAUUACCAGUGGAGCUUCUGGAGGUGGAAUGGAGAAGAACAGACUCGGAGACUCUGGUGCAUCUGUUUCAAGAUGGUGAGAGUAGACCAGAGGCCCAGCACCAGGAUUAUCAUGAUAGAGCUCAUUUCUUCACUGAGGAGAUUCAACAUGGAAACUUCUCCCUCCUGUUGAACAGUGUGAGAGCUGAAGAUAAGGGGAUUUACAGUUGUAAAGUUCACAAUGACCAGGAUACUGAUGAAACUUUGAUUGAAAUAAAAUAUGCUGAUCAUUUUAUAGUAUCAGGAUCAAAUCACUCCAUAUCUGCGUAUGUGGGCGAGGACGUCACUCUUAGCUGCUCCGUGAACUCUCACAUCCCACCUGAUGAUAUUGAAGAGGUGUCAUGGAAGAAAACAGAUAAAGAUGAACAUAUCCUGGUUCUCCUCUACCAAGACCUUGAGAUUAAACCGGAUUCAGCACAUGAGCGAUACAGAGACAGAGUUGAGUUCUUCACUAAUGAAAUUCCUAAAGGAAACUUCUCUCUCAGACUGAAGAGUGUCAGAAGCGAGGACAAAGGAGUGUACACGUGUCAAGUGUUUGCUGGAGUUUUUUCAGCCAAUGCAACUGUAGUUCUAGAACAACUGGGCCUUUCUACUUCACACAUAAUGGUGUUGAUUCUCUGUAUUACUGCAUCAGGAUCUGCACUUCUGUUCUGCUGUCUAAUCUACUGCAGAUCAAAAGAUAAAGGUAUGUUCAAAGUGUGA